UUUAAGGUUCGCAACCACCUCACGGAUACAUUCGGCACUGUUCCGGAAACAGCUCGCUAUUAUAAAGCACAUGGAAAGAACUGGGUGGUAAUUGGAGAUGAGAACUAUGGAGAAGGAUCAAGUCGUGAGCAUGCCGCCCUCGAGCCGCGACACCUCGGAGGAAGAGCUAUCAUCACCAAAUCUUUCGCCAGAAUUCACGAGACGAAUUUGAAGAAGCAAGGAAUGCUCCCACUCACCUUUGCGAAUCCUGAUGACUAUGAUAAGAUAGAUUCCGGCGACAAAGUUUCGAUAGUUGGCUUGAAGGACUUUCACUCCAGGCGAACCGCUCAAGGCCAUAAUCAAAAAGGCAGAUGGCUCCAAGGUUUGUGGGAGGUUUCACUCAACCACACCUUCAACGAACAACAAAUCGAAUGGUUCAAGGCUGGAUCUGCUUUGAACAGAAUGAAGCAGGCAAUUGCUUCAAAGUAA
Molecule: messenger RNA, 468 nt
Organism: Ostertagia ostertagi
Lineage: Eukaryota; Metazoa; Nematoda; Chromadorea; Rhabditida; Trichostrongylidae
Source: the annotation of a GenBank genome assembly